AUGACUCCUAUAAGAUUUGUACGUUCACCAGAUGGCUUAACAUUAAGAGCACGUCCAACACUUGUGUCUCUUCAGAGUCAUAUGCCAUCUGUUAACACUUCCAACACAUAUCAAGGUGCAAAGAUAACAAAUGUCACAAUUAGCCAAGGAUCCCAAAUUCAACAACCUCAGCAGAUUCAACGAUUAACAUUCCAACAAUUAACUCCUCAACAGCAACAGUUGCUUUUACAGAGGAAGCUCACCCAAAAAGCCAUACUUAUAUCUCAGCAACAACAAGAAUUAAAUAAUUCUGCCAAUCAAGACCCUCUAGCAGUCCAACAACGACAAAUGCAAUUAGCUCAACAUAGACAAAUGUUAUUACAGCAAAUUGAUCAAAUUCAAAAACAAAUGAAUGAUGGGCAGAAUCAGCAACAAAGACAAAUACUUGUUCAGCAAGCUGUUCCUGGAAAUCAAGAUAGUAAAGCAGAACUGUCUUCUCAACAAAGACAGCAAAUAGUUAUUCAAAGACAAAACAUAAUAUUACAACAGCAACAACAGUUUCAACAGUUACAACAACAAAAUCAACAGCAGCAACAGCAACAACAACAACAGCAGCAGCAACAACAACAGCAGCAGCAGCAACAACAACAACAGCAGCAGCAGCAACAGCAACAAAAUACUGGACAAACUAAUAUGACCCAACAGCAAAAAUUAUUUCAACAUCAACAAUUACAGUUACAGAUAGCUAAGCAGCAGCAUAUCAUGGCACAGCAUAAUGCUCAAAUUCAACAAAAACUAGUUCAACGUUCACCCCAGCAACAAAAUGUAAUCCAGUCUCAACUUUCUCCUCAGCAACAACAAUCAGUAUUGUUACAGCAAACUAUUAAACAAGAACCCGGAGAAAUUGUUAAUCCAAAUAUUAUUCGCCAACAACAGCAACAGCAACAGCAAAUUUUAUUACAGCGCCAGCAACAAACAAGAUUUCUACAACAACAACUUAUAUCACAAGGCAAAGUCACUAGACAAAUGGUUCAAUCCCAACAACAGUCUCCAAUUCCUCCUCAAAGUCCAAAUCAACCACCCUUAUCUCCAAUGCCUCCACAAAGUCCUAUCUCCAACAAUCAACAAUACUGUCAACCAAGUAGUCCAAUGAUAUCAACUCAGUCUCCAAUACUAUCACAGAGUCCUCAGCAAUUUUCACAACCAGGGCAAUCACCUAACCCAGUUCAAUUUACUCCUAAUUCACCAAUGCCUUCUCAAAGCCCUAGGCAAACUCAAUUUGUACAACCAACAUCACCAUUAAUGCCUCAAAGUCCUAUGGUACAAGGAUAUACUCAUCCCCCAGCAACCUCACCGUUUGGACAACCUCCCAGCUCACCAAGUCCCAGACCGUCUCAGAGUCCGAGAAAUAGCUUAGGCCCUCCAAGUUCUCCAAUGAGUCCUAUGCAGCAAAACCCAUAUAUCAGACCAACAACGAGUCCUAUGCCUGCUAGACGACCAAAUGUCGGCAGUAGUCCAUUAAUGCCAGAUCAACAAGAAAACAGGGAAGAAAAUAAUGUACCACCAGAAGGAUAUCAGUAUGCAAAAUUAGGACUUCGCGGAGGCAGGCAUUAUUGCUUACCUCCUAAAGGAUUUAAGUACACAAAAUUAGGUCUUAAGGGUGGAGCACCUAUGUGGAGUACUGGGAGGCAAUUUGUUAGUAAAGAUGCUCAAGAUGAGGUAAAAAGAAGUGUAUUCAAAAGUAAUGACAUGCCACUAAGUGCAAUACCAGUAUCUAAAGUUUCAUCAUUAGUAUCAUUGGAGUAUGGAGAUUCAGAUGAUGAGGGUUCAAGAACACCUCCUGUACCUUCGCCACAACCACCUCCGAUCCAAAUAUCCAAACAAAAAGAAGCUCCAGAAGGAAUUAAUACAGAUCCAAUGAUUAUUUCCACUUCUCCUAAAAAUGAAGAUAGUCGAAAUUUACCGGUUUACAAAGACGUAAAUUUAUCAGAAAAUUGUAAAAAAGAUGGCAUUGAAGAAUUAGAUGAUUUACAAAUGAUUUCAACUAUACACAAUAUAAACAUAGAUCCUGGCCAGAUAUCAUUAAAUUCUAGUAGAGUUGGGGAAGAAUUAUUAGAUAUGGAUAGAGAAAUUAAUUCACCUAGUCUGAUGUUGAAUGAAAAUGAUGAUAGUAUUCUUGGUGGUCUUCCAAAAGACGAAGCCUCCGAAAUGGAUAGACUAAUGUUUUUUGAUGAACUUGGUGAUAGCAUAAAAUGUGAUCAGGAGGAAAAAAGUGGAUCACCGGAGAAAUCUGUUUUCAAUCUGGACAAACUAUUAAAUGAUCCAGAACCACAUAUAGAACAAAAAGAAGAGUUUAAACCUGAGGUUAUUCAACAAGAAAACAAUUUAGUAGAAUUAAGCCAASAUAACGAAGAAGAAAAUAUUGAUAAUGUUAUUCAAAGCUAUUCAUUUCAUUCUUAUGCAAAAGUUCCGAAACCAGCGCCAUCACCCAAAAAAGAAAAUCGUUUGGUAUCUAUUUUGAAAACCGAUCAAUCAGAUGACCUAAAAAAAGUGACUAGUCUACUUCGAUCUCAUCCAUCUACCCAAAGUAAAAAUAUCAUUAUUUUAAACCCUUCAUCAGAUACAUUAAAAGAUCAACAAGUUAAACAAAAUUUACUAUUAGCAAAGGCAGACAACCUUAUGCAUUCAGAUUUAGCUCAAAUCUUAAGUAAUAUAAUGUCUCCCAAACAAAAAGAUAGUUUCAUUAAAAUUGAAACAUCAAAAUCAGAUGAGCACACAAAACUUUCAACUAUAGUCUUACCAGCCCGUACAACAUCAGUUGUGCAGAAUCCUCCAAAAUAUACUUGGGAUCCAUCAGCAGCAUUUACUACUGCAUCUUCGACUUCAUAUGCUAAAUCAAUUCAAAUAAUAUCAAGAGCUGAAGAUAAAGAACUAAAAAACACCUCUCAAUUAUCAUGUAUGAUAAAUAUACCCAAGCAAGAACCACGCACACCUAAGGUUAUUGAGGAAUCUCAGAAUGUAUUACUUAAACAACUUCUUCAAAACACUGCAUGUGCUAAUCAAACUCCAACUACUACAACUGCUCUAAGUUUGCCAAUUAUACCUUCUCUCGAAGCUCAACUUGCAAGGCCUGUUUCACCUACACCACCUUUAUUAUUUCCUUCGUUACUUUCACCAAAAAAAGAUGAUAAAUUUGAAUCUCAACAUCAAUUACUAAAACCUUUAAAAUUAGAUAUUGAACCUAUGGUACAAAGACCAGAGUCUCAACUUCAGGUGCUUCAAAAGCCCGAACCUCUAGUUCAGGUACAAAAAUCUGAACCAAAAUCUCAAGUUCUAAAACUUGAGCCACAGUCUUCUCCUAAACCUGUAGUUAUUCUACAGCGGUCUGAUAUCCAAACACCAGUUACCCAAAAUUCACCUACACCAACACCAACACCAACACCACCACCACCACCACCACCACCACCACAACCUUCACAACCUCAACCAUCUUUGCUGCAAGUACAACCAGAAUCACAGCUACAACCACAACUUCAACAACAGCUACAACCACAGUCUCAAACACAAUCAACUCGACAAAUAGCUUCAACUGAUUCAAUAAUGGAGUCUAUUAACUCAGCAAUUAAACAAGAGCGUUUGAAAGAAGAAAGUAAAAAUGAAGUUCAGUUGCCUGUAACUACAUCGGCUGGAUUUAGCCCUGAAAGAGAAGUAAAAAGAGAAAUCAUGUCAUCUGAUGAAUUAAUAUCACCUCAAAAUUCUACUAGAAUAGUAGAUCCAGCAGAUAUGAAUAAUUCAAUACACAUGUCAAUAGACAUGAAUGCUGAUACUCAAGACCAAAAGAAAAAUAAACGCAGGCAGUAUUAUGCUAAACGGAGGCAAAGUCAAGGUAAAGAUGUAAGUUCUACAGUCAUACCAAAAAAACGGCAUCGAAAGGGUUCUAAACCGGAAGAAGAUUAUGAUUCUUUCAUUGAUGCACUUAUGUCACAGUUACGACAGCUUCAGCCAAUGAGUGUUAUUGAACCAUCUUUAAACCAAAAUUUAACAGCUUGUCCAUUGUUUGGCCUAGGAGAUGUAUUAUCUCAACAAAAUUUUAAAAGCGGUGACUUAAAAGGUAAAGUCGGUUCAUGUAAUCUACCAGGUGAGAGUGAUUAUUACAACACAAAACCUUUUGGUGAUUUGGAACCUGUCUCGCCAUUACCUCAACCAUCCACUCAAAGAGGUUUUUACAAUGAAGAGUUUGACCCUCUAAAAUUUGAAUCUGAUAAUGAUGAAAAGAAGUUUGAUAUCGGACGUGACCGUGAUGAUACUCCAGACACUGUAAUGAGCUCUUCUUCACCAGAAUUGGCAGUAUGUCGAACUCCAACCCAUUUCCCUGGGCUUAAAAAUUAUGAUGAUGACAGCGAUUCUACAGAUACAUUGUUAAAUUUCACCCGAUACAUGUCUCCAGUUCAUCAACUUGUUGCCCCACUAGCUUUGAAACCUCGCCCCAGCUAUAAAAUCAAUACAGAAGAAGACAAAGAAAAUCAAGGCACGAGACAAGGAAUGUUAUCUCAAGUUGGUAAAACACCUCCACGAAGUUCGCCUGCAUUACCAUUACGGGAUUCCAAUACAAUGACUGUUACAUUAACUAUAACUUCAGAUGCAGCUGAAGAUAUUAUGGGGGUCCUUCAAGGCUUAGCUAAUUUACUCGAUUUACCUGAUAUUCCUAAUUAUAAAGUUACUGAAAAAACUGUUACACCAAUGUCGCAUAAAUUAGGACUGUACAGAUCUAAAACCAAAGAUGGAAAAGAAGGAGCUCCAAUAGAUAUUCAAACUAUAUUAAAUGGCUUUGCUAAAUUUUGUCGUCAUUGUGAUUUAGUUAUUUUAAAUAACUUAGUAAAAAAGAAAGCAAGUGAAAUUCCCUUCUUAACUGUUGAAGAUUGUGCAGAUGAAAUAUUUUUCUGUAGUACGAUGUGCUUUCAAACUUUUGCUUCACUUUUACGUCCACCAGCUGAAUCUAAAGAUAAAGCAACAACCAAUGUUAAUCAUUUAUCUGAAAGUUCACCGCCAAAGCGUUUGAAAGUAGACCCAGAAACUAGUCCAGUAUCUAAAGAAACUGAUGUUAUUGAAAAAAUGGACAUUGAUGACACUUCACAAAACAUAGAGGAAACAAAACCUGAACCGACUGUUGAAGAAGCAAAAACUUUGAAUAAGAGUAAUAUUUACCGAUAUUGGAAUACAAACAGUGUUCCAGCUCCGCUCACUAAGCAUAAAAAAUCUACUGAUAAAGAUCUAAUGGAGAUGUUGUUUCGUAUGGGAAUCACUGUUACAUCACCAAAAUUACCAGAAGACAAACGUUUGUGUUUGUUUUGUCAUCAGUUUGGUGAUGGUGUUUCAGAUGGUCCCUCUAGAUUAUUAAACUUUGAUGUUGAUAAAUGGGUACAUUUAAACUGUGCGUUAUKGUCAGAAGAUGUUUAUGAAACUGUUAAUGGAGCUCUGAUGAAAGUUGACAUUGCAUUACGGCAAUCUCUCAGUGUGGAAUGUAUAGUAUGCCAGAGGCCUGGUGCAACACUCAAAUGUUACAAGCUAAGAUGUUCCACUAAUUAUCAUUUACCAUGUGCUGUCAAAGACGACGCUGUGUUCUAUAAAAAUAAGACUUUGUACUGCAGCGGCCAUGCUCCAAAGAGUGACAAGGAAAAUGAGCUAACCACAUUGUCUGUACAUCGACGUGUUUACAUUAAUAGAGAUGAGAAUCGACAAGUUGCUGCUGUUAUGCAUCAUUCAAGUUCUCAUCAGUUUCUGUUGCGUGUUGGUAGCCUUACACUUCUCAAUAUAGGUCAAUUAUUGCCUCAUCAAUUGGCUGCAUUUCAUACUCCAACUUCUAUUUAUCCAAUUGGAUUUAAAGUGGUCCGUUUGUUUUGGAGUAUGCGAGUACCUAACAAGCGUUGUAAAUAUAUUUGUUCUAUUCAUGAAGUAAAUGCACGGCCUGAGUUUAGAAUUAUUGUACAAGAAGUGGAUAAUGAAGAUCUAGAGCUUAAAGAUUCUAGUCCAAGAGCAGUUUGGUCAAAAGUUUUAUCGGCUAUUGCUAGUUUGAGAACUACAAACAACUUGUUAAAAUUACAUCCACAGCAUGUGAGUGGUGACAGUUUAUUUGGACUAACUGAACCAGCCAUUGUCCGUGUCUUGGAGAGUUUACCUGGUAUCGAGACUCAAUCUGAUUACCGUUUCCGUUAUGGUCGUAAUCCUCUUCUAGAACUUCCUUUAGCUAUCAACCCUAGUGGAUGUGCUCGUUGUGAGGGACGUAGACGAUUAGUUCUUCCUGGGAAGUUACGAUCACACAUACCUAGAUCAUUUACAUCAUCUCAUGGUUCAUCAUUAUUGAGUCAGCUAGAUUUAUCAGCUCCCCCUACUUGUCCUUAUUCUAAACAUUUUGUUCAUUCUAAAUCCUCGCAAUAUAAAAAAAUGAAACAGGAAUGGAGGAACAAUGUGUACUUAGCCAGGUCUAAAAUUCAAGGUUUGGGACUGUAUGCUGCUAGAGAUUUAGAAAAGCAUACUAUGGUUAUUGAAUACAUUGGAGAAAUUAUCAGAUCACAGUUGUGUGAUUACAGAGAGAAACUUUAUGAGGCUAAGAAUCGCGGUAUAUACAUGUUCCGUCUGGAUGAUGAUCGGGUGGUCGAUGCUACUAUAAGUGGAGGUCUAGCUCGUUAUAUUAAUCACUCGUGUAAUCCUAACUGUGUUACCGAAAAAGUGGAAGUAGACAGAGAGCUUCGAAUUAUAAUAUUUGCUAAGCGAAGGAUUGCCAGAGGGGAAGAGCUUGCGUAUGACUACCAGUUUGAUAUUGAAGAUGAUCAACACAAGAUUCCAUGCAACUGUGGUGCUCCCAACUGUCGCAAAUGGAUGAACUGAUACAGUUGUAGCCAUAUAAGUAUUUUUACCAUUUUUAUAAAUUUUUAAUUUACUUUUAACAAUUGUCGUGUCAGACAAGAUAAUUUAUAAUAAUAAUAUUAAUAAUUGUUAUGUUGCCCAUAUUAAACUGUACACAAUUUCUGUGAUAGGAUCAAAUUUUACACAUAAUAUAUAUUAUUUAUAUAUUAAAUAUAUUUAUAAAUAUAUAUUAGCACGUAACUAAAUAAAAACUAAUGUAAAUAAUUGUGCACAGUAGAUAACAGCACACUAUUUUUGUAAUUAUUUUUAAAGUAAUAUUUGAGUAUGAUGUGUAAAUUUAUUUACCAUAUAAAAUUAUUGUAUGAUAAUAUAUAUUAAUUGUAAAUUAUCGUUAGGACAAAAACAACAACAAACAAUAUGAUCUCUUUGCAUGAGAUAAGACUUGAUAUCGUAAGUUUCUGUUGGUGUUUGUAAAAAAAAAAAAAUGUAACAAAAAAAAAA
Molecule: messenger RNA, 7344 nt
Organism: Diuraphis noxia (Russian wheat aphid)
Lineage: Eukaryota; Metazoa; Arthropoda; Insecta; Hemiptera; Aphididae
Product: Lost PHDs of trr
Biological process (GO): positive regulation of transcription by RNA polymerase II
Cellular component (GO): MLL3/4 complex; nucleus
Molecular function (GO): transcription coactivator activity; histone H3K4 methyltransferase activity; protein binding
Source: RefSeq, a predicted model, not a curated record